ACGGAGCCGUUCACGGAACCCUACUUAAAACCCAGCCAGCACAGUUUCCCCUCAGAAUUUCCGAAUUCACCUCUUUACUCUACGAUUCCUGCAUUUCCAGUGCGUACGUUGGAUAAAACAAGAUGGGGAGUGGAUUUAGAGUGCUUCAUCUUGUACGACCCUUUCUUUCAUUCCUGCCUGAAGUUCAGAGUGCUGACAGGAAUAUUCCCUUCAGAGACAAGGUCAUAUACACUGUGAUCUCUCUUUUCAUUUUCUUGGUUUGUAGCCAGCUCCCACUGUAUGGCAUACAUUCUACAACUGGUGCAGAUCCAUUCUAUUGGAUGCGUGUUAUUCUCGCUUCAAGUCGUGGGACUGUCAUGGAACUUGGAAUCACUCCCAUUGUGACGUCUGGACUGGUGAUGCAACUUCUGGCUGGUUCAAAAAUCAUUGAAGUGGACAACAAUGUCCGUGAAGAUCGUUCCCUUUUAAAUGGUGCGCAAAAAUUGUUGGGUAUCUUAAUAGCCGUUGGCGAGGCAGUUGCCUAUGUUCUCUCUGGGAUGUAUGGUACUGUUGGCCAACUUGGAGUUGGAAAUGCCAUUCUCAUCAUCCUUCAGCUUUGCUUUGCUGCUAUCAUUGUCAUGUGUCUGGAUGAACUUCUUCAGAAAGGAUAUGGUAUGGGUUCUGGAAUUUCCCUUUUCAUUGCGACAAACAUCUGUGAAAACAUAAUCUGGAAGGCAUUUAGCCCCACAACAAUUAACGCUGGAAGAGGUGCCGAGUUUGAAGGAGCCGUUAUUGCAUUUGUCCAUAAUCUUUUAACUAAAGAUAACAAGAUUCGUGCUCUCAGAGAAGCCUUUUAUCGACAGAAUCUUCCAAAUGUGACAAAUCUGCUUGCUACAGUCUUGAUUUUUCUAAUCGUUAUCUACUUCCAAGGGUUCCGAGUGGUUUUGCCUGUGAGGUCAAAGAAUGCCCGUGGACAGCAGGGUUCAUAUCCUAUCAAGCUCUUCUACACCUCUAACAUGCCCAUCAUUCUACAUUCCGCUCUUGUUACAAAUCUUUACUUCAUCUCUCAGUUACUGUACAGAAAGUUCAGUGGAAACUUCUUUGUGAAUCUCUUAGGCAAGUGGAAGGAAUCUGAAUAUUCAAAUGGUCAAUCCAUUCCUGUUGGUGGCCUUGCAUAUUAUAUCACUGCACCAUCGAGCUUAGCUGAUAUAGCGGCCAAUCCUUUUCAUGCGUUGUUCUAUCUCGUGUUUAUGUUGUCAGCAUGUGCAUUGUUCUCAAAAACUUGGAUUGAAGUCUCAGGGUCAUCUGCUAGAGAUGUUGCCAAGCAGCUCAGGGAACAACAAAUGGUUAUGCCUGGCCAUCGCGAGGCAAGCUUACAGAAAGAGCUGAACCGUUACAUUCCCACAGCUGCUGCAUUCGGAGGCAUGUGCAUCGGUGCACUCACAGUUCUGGCAGACCUUAUGGGAGCAAUUGGAUCAGGAACCGGUAUACUUCUUGCUGUAACAAUCAUUUAUCAAUAUUUCGAGACUUUUGAGAAGGAGAAGGCCAGUGAGCUUGGCUUCUUUGGAUUGUGAGCUUAGGCUUUGACUGAAGGAAUAGUAGCUUAUAUACCUUGCAAUAUGAUGAACAAAUGAUGAGAACACUUGUUAUGUGGCUUUAGUUACUUGAGAAGAGGCUUUAAAACUUCCCCUUGGUGUGUGUAAGUUCAAUGUUAAACUAUACCGUCAUAAGUCUAGUAUUGUAUAGUUCCGUCA
This is a messenger RNA of Hibiscus syriacus, 1733 nucleotides long. RefSeq names its product protein transport protein Sec61 subunit alpha-like. The record is from RefSeq and is a predicted model, not a curated record. NCBI's taxonomy places the organism in Eukaryota, Viridiplantae, Streptophyta, Magnoliopsida, Malvales, Malvaceae. Gene Ontology annotation, molecular function: transmembrane protein transporter activity; ribosome binding; signal sequence receptor activity. Gene Ontology annotation, biological process: post-translational protein targeting to membrane, translocation; SRP-dependent cotranslational protein targeting to membrane, translocation. Gene Ontology annotation, cellular component: membrane; Sec61 translocon complex. The transcript has 7 exons. Bases 123 to 1553 code for a protein of 476 amino acids.